Molecule: messenger RNA, 1631 nt
Organism: Lathyrus oleraceus (garden pea)
Lineage: Eukaryota; Viridiplantae; Streptophyta; Magnoliopsida; Fabales; Fabaceae
Product: zinc finger CCCH domain-containing protein 15
Exons: 3
Coding region: 260-1324 (354 amino acids)
Molecular function (GO): metal ion binding; mRNA binding
Source: RefSeq, a predicted model, not a curated record
GUCCGAAAGAAAAUUCUGUUAGAAAUGUGUUGAAGACGGUUUUCCCUCGCACCAAACACACCCUCUACAUUGCCACUAUAUAAUCUCUUUCUUCAACCUCUCUCUCUUCCAAGUUCUAACCGUAUUUCUCUUUCUACAUUUUCUCUCUCUCUCUCUCUGGAGAAGAAGCUCAACUCAGCUUGUGAAGUUGGAGCUUCUCUUCGUUUCUCAUCCUUUCUGUUACGAUCGAUUUCUCCUUAGCAUUACUUCACCGAUCAAAAUGCAUAACAAGGACGUUUGUUCUCCCUCAUCUCAAAGCGGAUUCGGCGUCCGCCUCAACGCCGCCGGUCACAUGCAGUCGAACGCCGGCGCGUUUGCUUCGUUGUACUCUGCUCUGACUAACGAGCUCUCGGGAAACUGCAGCAACGGCGGAGGAGGAUUGCUUUAUCCGUACUCUGACUCUGGAGCUGAUUACGACUCGUCGUGCGUGAUACAGAAGCAUCAGGAUAUGGUGAAUCGUCACAGUAUGUGUCUCAGUCGCCUAGUGGAGACAUCCAAAGAGGUCGAAGCUCUGCAGCAAGAGAACGGACAGCUCCGUGCCGUGAACAAGGAGUUGCAGAAGAAUCUGAACCUUCUCGUUCAGGCUUCUCUGGAGAAUCGAUUUGGCGGCGGUGACUCCUCCAUCCAGACACAUUCGAUCCCGUUUGAUGCCUUGCACAGUUUCCGCGGUUUGAAUCUUGGCGAUGGAAAAGAAAACUGUGCUGAUUGGAAUAACAAUAACAUCAAUAAUAAUAACAAGGAGCUUCUGGAAGCUUCGGAUGAGAGUCCAACGAGUGUGAUAGAUAAUGGCGGUAUUGAAACAGAGAGGUUCUCUCUUCCGAAAAGCAUAUCUGUGAGAUCCAAUGGCUACUUGAAGAUUGCUCAGCCUCCGGCCGUCGUAACUAACAAUAAUGCUUGUCGCAGCACCAAAGGCGCUAUCCGCUCCCGCGCGUCUUCCACUCAACCUGAUGCAGUUCAAAAGGUAUAUGUGCGAGGAGGAGGGCAGAAAGAGGAAGAGCCUCUUGAGAUGACUGUGUAUAACCAGGGGAUGUUCAAGACUGAGCUGUGUAACAAAUGGCAGGAAACUGGCACAUGCCCUUAUAAUGACCACUGUCAAUUCGCUCACGGUAUCGGGGAGCUUCGCCCGGUGAUCCGCCACCCACGCUACAAAACUGAGGUCUGCAGGAUGGUCCUUGCUGGGGUUGUUUGUCCCUAUGGCCAUAGAUGUCAUUUCCGUCAUGCCCUUACUGAGCAAGAGAAAGCUAUAUCACAAUCUACGCCCAGAUCAAGGAAGCUGGAAAGAUAAAUAGUCUCAUGGAGUUGUUUGUUUGAUUCAAAACGUAUACAACAGUACAUAAUAAUAUUCUUGAUUGUGUAAUUACCAAUUGAGGUCUAGAGCAUGAUUCUUGAGGAGAAUAUGGUCGCUCAUCAUGUCUUUCUUUUUUCUCCCCUAUAAGUUUGACAUUUUGAUUUUUGAACUCUACAUACAUCCGUCUAUAUUGGUCCCAGCACAGCAAACAAGUACUAUGUGAAAUAAUACAUUUUUUGGAUAGUUUUGUAACGAUACUCCUUCCAUACUUUACAUAUUAUGCAAUUCCUCGUUGUGUUUGUAA